AUGUCUAGUUAUGAAAAUGAUUGUUCCGUCAGUGUGUGAUUCUUUCUGUAUCAUGCCCUACGGAUGGAUGCUUUAAAAUUAGUUUCGACCAUUGGAAAUAAUUCAUCCUUUGGUCAGUCUGCUUCGGACAUUAUACACGUUGAAGAUGAAGAGGACAUACAUGUUACAACAAGUUCCCGGAUUUCCAGCCCAGAUGAUCAAAAGAAGCGGAGAGGCAAGAAGAUAUCUGUACUACAUCCUCCUGAUGGCGGAAUACCUGCAUGGAAAAUGGUCGGCGUUUGUUUCUUUUUAAACUUCUGCAAAGAGUUCAUACGAAAUAUAAUUCUACAUUCUGAUGGUUUCUCGGACGAAGUAGGAAAAGAACUUGCACAGGAUAUAUACAAUGUUUACAGAGGUUUUUCAAAAUUUGGAGGUGUAUUUGCGGCUGUUAUAUCAAUUCGGUACGGAUACGGAAUGGUAGGAAUUAUAGGAUGUAUCACUGCAGCUUCCGGUUUACUGUUAGCGUCCCUGUGUACAACAUCUCUCCGGGGUUUGAUAGCAUUGCUAGUUAGCUGUGUUUCCGGAAUAGGAUCCGGAUUUAUGGAAUAUGCGAUUCUCGUUGUUGUUUUAGAAUAUUUUUCUACCAAAAGAGUGAAAGUAAUAAUUAUUGUUAAUAUAGCAGCAACGGCGGUGAAUGUCGUAUUUUCGGUACUGCUGGAAUUAAAGAACCAUUACCCCGAAUUAGUGUUACCAUGGAGCUUAACCUUUCGUUACCAAGCUAUAGGAAUGGCAGUUGCAGUAAUAGCCAGUGGUUUUAUACGCACCCUUGACCUUGAACCGGAACCGGAUAUUAAAAAGGUCUACCGACAUCAUCAUCUACAGUAUUCAGACUUCUCACCAAAAGACUGGAAUGGCUUGGUGAAGGAUCUCACUUUUUAUCUGUACAUUGUGUUUUUCUUGUUAUAUGAUUUUGCUGAACAUCUUCCGGAUAUUAGAGAUUUAACUGAAAAUCAAAAAUCGGCGUUUGAUUCUGACCAGCUAAUGACAGCAAAAUUUGUGCCUUAUAUGGGAUUUGCGUGUGCCUCACUAGUAAUGUGCGCUUGGAAGAAUCAAACACUUUCCAAUAUAUUAGCUGUUCUUGGGCCAAUUAAUUUUAUUGCUGGCCUUGCUACAUGUGUAAUUUUGCCAUACACAGACUUUGGCCUUAUAGUAUUUUAUGGCAUAAUAUUUGUAGUGGCUAAACAUUGUAUUUUGUGGAUGAUGUUAGAUGUAAUACCGGACGAAUUCGGAAGGAACAACACACGUGUAUGUCUAGGCAUUGUCUGUUUUGUAGCAGGGGUUUGUGAAAUGGGAUCCGCCUAUGCAAAAGAAUCAGCAGAAGACUACAUAGAGAAAGAGACAGAGAAAUUUAAAGCAGUCUUUAUAUUAUCUGGUGCUUUAAUUAUGGCUUCCGGCUUGUUUGGUAUAUUUAUCAGAUGUCUUAUUGUAUUAUAUAAAGAUCCAGAAUAUCGUCGUCGCAAUGGUGAUUGCUAGUAUCACGUGACGUGACUUUGUUUUGAGAUUGAAGUGACAAGGUGUGCCCCUGUUCCCACAUUGGCAUACACCAAAUGCACAUAUGUAUAUGACAUCAAUGCUACAAUGUUCUACUAAUUAUUCAGAUGUGAUACCGGACGAGAUUUACUAUUUUAAUAGGUAUGUCAUGUAGAUUUGCUUCGAAAAGAUGAUGACCAAUUUCACCCACCGUGACGCUUAUCCUUAUGCCUUAACAUGUGUGCAAUUGUGAGCGAGUGUUAAAAUUCUGUUUAUUUCUGCUCUUGUUCUUCAGGAGAGUUAUGAAACUGUAACAGCAUAUUAUUCAAUGAAACUGUAACAGCA
Mytilus trossulus (common blue mussel) is the source of this 1854-nucleotide messenger RNA. RefSeq lists its product as uncharacterized. Bases 64 to 1512 code for a protein of 482 amino acids. The record is from RefSeq and is a predicted model, not a curated record. NCBI's taxonomy places the organism in Eukaryota, Metazoa, Mollusca, Bivalvia, Mytilida, Mytilidae. Gene Ontology annotation, cellular component: membrane. Gene Ontology annotation, molecular function: transmembrane transporter activity. The transcript has 7 exons. Gene Ontology annotation, biological process: transmembrane transport.